UAAACAUAACUGUAAUCCAAAAGACGUACACGUCUCACCAGUCACCUCUCAUAUUGUGCACAUUUUGUGUAGUAACUAGUAAACUAUUAUAGCCUAUGAACGUUUUUUAAAUUACAGUACAAAACUACAUAAAUUCGAUCCACCUACAAACGUUUGCGUCUUGAGUUAUUUUUGCAAAAAUGGUAAAAAAGGAGAAAUUUGAACCUUUGUUCACCAAAGAAGAAGAACAAUUGUUGUCCGAUUUUAGCAGAAAUGUUACCACUAAGUCUUUAGCACUGUUCUAUGGAAGCGCUUUCAUGGUCUCUGCUUUGCCAAUAUGGCUCUAUUGGAGAAUACACAUGAUUGAAAUGAUGCCAGCCCUUGUUUGGUUCAUUCUUGUCACUUUAGGUAGCACGUACCUUAUUUCUUUCGCCUAUAAAAAUACUAAAUUCAUACUGAAACAUAAGAUCGCAAUCAAAAGAGAAGAAGCAGUGACCAGGGAAAUCGCUAGAAAAUAUGCUGAUGACAAAAAAAUUAGCAAGAAAGAAAAGGACGAAAAAGCUUUAUUCCAAAAAAAUGAUGUAGCAGAUUAUGAAGCAACAGCAUUUUCAAUUUUCUACAACAACGCAUUAUUUUUGGUGAUUGUAGUCUUGCUCAGUUUCUACCUUCUGAAGGGAUUCUCAACAACAGCGAAUUACAUAUUUUCUGUUGGAAUUGCAAGUGGAUUAAUUGCAUUGUUUUCAACCGGAACUCAGUAAACAUUUUUUAUGGACUGCCACUUUAACAUCGCAGAAUCCAAGUUCUAUGAACUUACGAUGUUAUACAGAAAGAAGUAUAUGGACUAAAAAAAAUUGUGUAUACAAUUUGUAUAAAUAAAAUAUAUUAGAUCCUAAUGUAUAAAAAAAAAAUGUAUUAUUUUUUUUUUACUAUUGUUUAAAAAAGUUAUUUACUUAAAACAUCUAUUGCAAGAGUUGAAUCACUGCACUCUCUGCUUGCUAACAAUAAUUGUUAAGUAUAAUAUUUGUUCAUUUUUAUUUUUUUUUUUUAAGAUAAAUAUGUAUUAAAAUAAAAAAAAAAUCUUUAAUAAUUUAUUAUAUCUCUAUUA
This is a messenger RNA of Aphis gossypii (cotton aphid), 1084 nucleotides long. RefSeq names its product translocon-associated protein subunit gamma. The record is from RefSeq and is a predicted model, not a curated record. NCBI's taxonomy places the organism in Eukaryota, Metazoa, Arthropoda, Insecta, Hemiptera, Aphididae. The coding region runs from base 180 to 737 and encodes 185 amino acids. Gene Ontology annotation, cellular component: membrane; endoplasmic reticulum. The transcript has 5 exons. Gene Ontology annotation, biological process: SRP-dependent cotranslational protein targeting to membrane.